Messenger RNA from Pelecanus crispus (Dalmatian pelican), 915 nucleotides. The record is from RefSeq and is a predicted model, not a curated record. NCBI's taxonomy places the organism in Eukaryota, Metazoa, Chordata, Aves, Pelecaniformes, Pelecanidae.
CUGAUCAGUGGUGGUUCUAUUGUAAGUGCUGAGGCAGUAUGGGAUCACGUCACCAUGGCCAACCGGGAGUUGGCGUUUAAAGCAGGAGACGUUAUCAAGGUCCUGGAUGCUUCCAACAAGGACUGGUGGUGGGGUCAGAUCGAUGAUGAAGAAGGAUGGUUUCCCGCCAGCUUCGUGAGGCUAUGGGUGAACCAAGAAGAUGGAGUGGAGGAGGGAACCAGCGAUGUGCAGAAUGGGCAUUUGGAUCCAAGCGCCGACUGCCUCUGUCUCGGCAGGACCGUUCAGAACCGAGACCAGAUGAGAGCCAACGUCAUCAAUGAAAUCAUGAGCACGGAGCGCCACUACAUCAAGCACCUCAAGGACAUUUGCGAGGGUUACUUAAAGCAGUGCCGGAAGAGGAGGGAUAUGUUCAGUGAUGAACAGCUAAAAAUCAUCUUUGGUAACAUCGAAGAUAUCUACAGAUUUCAGAUGGGUUUUGUCCGGGACUUGGAGAAACAGUACAACAACGAAGACCCCCAUCUCAGUGAAAUUGGACCAUGUUUCCUUGAACACCAAGAUGGCUUCUGGAUCUAUUCGGAGUACUGUAACAACCAUUUGGAUGCAUGCAUGGAGCUUUCCAAGCUGAUGAAAGAUAGCAGGUACCAGCAUUUCUUCGAAGCGUGUCGUCUAUUGCAGCAGAUGAUUGAUAUUGCCAUAGACGGUUUCCUUUUGACGCCGGUGCAGAAGAUCUGCAAAUACCCCCUGCAGCUCGCGGAGCUACUGAAGUACACCGCGCAGGAUCACAGCGACUACAGGUAUGUGGCUGCUGCUCUCGCCGUCAUGAGGAACGUGACCCUACAGAUCAACGAGCGGAAGCGGAGAUUGGAGAACAUUGACAAGAUAGCUCAGUGGCAGGCCUCCGUUCUGGACUGGGAG